Didymodactylos carnosus is the source of this 2046-nucleotide messenger RNA. NCBI's taxonomy places the organism in Eukaryota, Metazoa, Rotifera, Eurotatoria, Philodinida, Philodinidae. The record is from the annotation of a GenBank genome assembly.
GCCCGUGGAACUGUCUCGUCAAUUCCAGACGAAGACAGUAAGGAUGAUGAUGUCUUUUUGGCCUCACACCAUCAGCCAACAUCAUCCACACUAGUCGUCAGACUCCUCAAAACACAGGAAAACGAUGUAGAAAAUUUGGCAUGGAGCGUUUAGCCUGAAAUAGCCAUCGGCAUAAAGCCAUUUUUGUAUUUGUGUGUGUGUGUGUGUUUUUUAUUUUCUCAUCUCCUUUUUCUUUUUUCCUUUUAUCUUCUCAUUUUUUCUUUUUUAAUUGCUUUAUAUAUCUGCUCUAGAUAUAAAAUAUUGCCUGAUGAGUUUUAUUUUCAAAUAAAACGAAACGCGUCGCAAUAAACAAAAAUUUUAUUUUCUAUGGCACCACGAAUAAUAAUAUAAGCAAGCAUAUAUAUAUAUAUACUUAUAUAUAAAAUACAAAAAAUAGUUGAAGUGUUUUUUAUACAAAAAACAUUCAACCGUAUAAAUUAAAGCUUUAAGUUGGGUUCAAGGAGUCUUAAGCCAAGGCACUUGUUCUCGUAUCACUCUUUAUCUCUGCUAAUAUCAGUCAGAAACGCGUCUAGUAACAGUUUCUGUUUGUUAUUCACCAAGGAACAGAAACUGCUUGAAGUAUGUAAACUCUGUUUCUCGUAUGAAUGAAUUUAUGUGAAUAAGAAUGUUUUUCAAGAAGAACGUGGCACUAAUUGCCCAAUGAGUGGAAUGCAACAAAACAAACUGUUUUGUCGCAUAAAUACUCUACUCUCAUUUCAUUAUUCAGAAAUAUUGGCUUGUAACAGAAAAUCAUACAAAGGCAGUUUUUCCGUACACAAAUAAGAAGGAUCAAAUAUCGUCGAGAACAAUGAUGAAGAAGCAGUUAUUGUUGAUUUUAAUUUGGUUGUUGUAAGUAGCUUUAUUUGACAGCAGAAAUUUUUAGUUUCUUAGCUAUUGGCGUAUUUUUUCAGGACACUGGCAGAAAUAGCGACAGCUGCUGCUGCAACAACCAGAACAACAGAAAAAACAACGACAAAAUUGCCGACGACAAAGACAACAACGAGAGCAGCAACAACAACCACUAUGACCACAACUACAACCACUACGACGACGACCACCACUACAACAACAGCAUCAACAACUACCACUGCCACCACCACAGUUCAGCAGAUUUGUUCUUCUGCUACAUGGAAUUCAAAUGGAACAACUCUUCCAAUCGCUAAUGUAACUGCUCCAGAGGACGUUGGUGUUGAUAGUCGACAAAAUCUAAUUGUCUACAGUGGCGGUCACUUAUUGAAAUAUUUCAAUAACGGCACAACCGUCUCAUUGUUAUCCGGACUGACGGGUGGUUAUUUAUUUAUUGAUCAGCAUGAUAAUAUUUAUUUUAGUGACGGAGAGAAUAAUCGUGUACUACUGUUAAGUUUCAAUGGUUCAGUGACAACAGUCGCGGGUAACGGUACCUUCAACGGUUCUGGACCUCCUCAGUUCGCCUUUCCAGAGGGCAUUUAUGUUGAUAAAAAUGGUUCCGUCUACGUUGCUGAUAGCAAUAAUAACCGAGUAGUUAAAUGGUUGGCAGGUACAACUCAAGUUACUGUUGUAGCUGGUGGAAACGGAUAUGGAAAUCAGUCAAAUCAACUUUCGUAUGCCAUGGGCAUUUUUGUUGAUGAAAUCAAUGAUGGAGCAGUUUAUGUGUGUGAUACAUACGCCAACAGAAUACAGAAAUGGUUGCCGAACGCAACUGCAGGUACAACUGUUGCCGGAGGUAACGGUAAUGGUUCAGCUUUAAAUCAACUAUAUAUGCCCACCGCAAUUAUUUUCGAUCCAAACACCAAAAUCAUGUUUAUAUCGGAUUAUGGCAAUAAUCGUGUAUUAAAAUGGUUAGUAGGAGCGAGUUCAGGUACGGUUCUUGCGGGUGGAAAUGGUACGGGAAAUGGAACUAAUCAGCUGAACACUCCAAAUCAAUGCGCAUUUGAUUCAAAGGGGAAUUUCUAUGUGGCAGAUUAUGGAAACAACAGAAUACAAAAGUUUGCCUUUAAUACAUCGUCGUGUCCAGCCCAGCAUGGUUAA